Dicrocoelium dendriticum is the source of this 720-nucleotide messenger RNA. The record is from the annotation of a GenBank genome assembly. Lineage: Eukaryota; Metazoa; Platyhelminthes; Trematoda; Plagiorchiida; Dicrocoeliidae.
AUGUCAAGCGACCUCGUUAGGAUAACCGAGACUUGGUUGAGUGAAGCGAUCACUGAUGCAGAAAUCGCACUACCUGGGAUGUCAAUUCUACGCAACGAUCGACCAAGUAGAGGAGGUGGAGUAGUACUUUAUUAUCGCAGCGAACUACACAUCGAUCUCAUCGAUGACCCAGAGGUUCAGAUUGUCGAUGCGCUUUGGUGUCGUCUUCAACUUAGCCGUGGGGACGCAUGUUUGUUGGGUGUGGUGUAUCGCCCUCCGUCGGCUACUUUGGAAAUGGACAACCGCCUAGCCUCCACAAUGAAGACCAUUCUCUCGCAGUCGUACAGCCACAUUCUCCUGGUUGGCGACUUCAAUAUUCAUACCAUAGAAACCCCAGCCUGUAUCAACGAACACUUCAAAAUGGAAGUACAGGAGAUAAUCAGUGGGCUACCACUCUACAAUCACAUCACAUCUCCCACAAGAUUCAGGACGGGAAACAAACCGGGUGUCCUGGAUCUCGUAUUCACCAAUGAAGAGCUUAUGAUCGAAACGGUAUCGAUAGAGAGUCCUUUAGGCCGUAGCGACCAUGCAACCCUCAUGUUCAAGUACAUCUGUUAUGCAGAGUAUUCCUCAGAAAACACCGAGGAAUGCCAGCUCAUUACGGAUUACGGCGCUCUAGUCAAACUUAUAAAUGCUACAAACUGGGCAUUUCUAGCAGAACGAUCCCCCGAUAUCGCCUAG